GCCGUUCUCCUUCAUUUCCAUCCGAUCUACGAUUUCUCCCCCUUUUUUUUUCUUCCUAUCGAUCGAUUUAGAUAGUAGUAGAAAGAGGAAUCAUGGAGGCUCAGAGGAAUUUCCGUGAUCAGGCGUCAUUUUUGCAGUUCAGCGACCAGCUUCGGCUGCAUACCUCUGCCCUCGCCAAUCUCUCCAUCGGAGACAGCAUCUGGAGCGAACCCUUCGUCAAGCAGCAACCUCUCAACUCCAAUCACGGUUCUGAUCUCAACGGCGGGUGGAAAUCGGCGUUUGGAGGCUCCCAGAAGCUCGCCUUUGGCACCAGCAACUACGGCGUCAAUCGGUACAACAACGCCGACAACGGCAAGAGCGCCGAUGCCGGAGGCAACAAGAGAUUGAGUUAUUCCGGCAGCGAAAAUUACAACGAUGGUGGGAGUGGUGGGAUUAUUAAGAAUUAUUUUGAGAAUAUGGCGGUCGACAAACUUGCUAGUAAGACGGUGGGUGGGAAUGGGAAGAAGGGUAUCACUGAUAGCAAUGAUGGAAGCAACGGUAAGAAGAAAAAGAACCCUGACGACAACAAUAGCAGCAGUAACAACAACAAUAAGGAGGCGGCGGUUGACAAGAGGUUUAAGACGCUGCCGCCGUCGGAAACUCUUCCGAGGAACGAGGCGAUCGGUGGUUACAUCUUCGUUUGUAAUAACGACACCAUGGAGGAAAACCUCCAGAGGCGGCUGUUUGGUCUUCCAUCAAGAUUCAGGGAUUCAGUGCGAGCAAUCACGCCAGGAUUACCCCUUUUCCUGUACAAUUACUCCACCCACCAGCUUCAUGGAAUCUUUGAGUCAGCUAGCUUUGGAGGAACUAACAUUGAUCCCACCGCAUGGGAGGACAAGAAAUGCCCUGGAGAAUCUCGUUUCCCUGCUCAGGUGAGAGUGGUAACAAGAAAGCUCUAUGAGCCACUGGAAGAGGACGCUUUCAGACCCAUACUUCACCACUAUGAUGGUCCCAAGUUCCGACUGGAGCUCAAUGUGGAAGAGGCACUGAAGCUCCUUGAUAUCUUUGCCGAUCAGGAUGCUUGAUUAGAGUGUCUUGGCUAUGAAAGAAAAGACUAAAAACAAAAUAGAUAUUUAUAAAUUAAUAUAUGUAAUGUGGAGUAAAUCAAGGUUUUGUACUCUCCGCUAUUUGAGACAGAAAAACGAGUUGAGCAUACGCAGUAAGCUUUCGCUUUUGGUGCUUCUACAGGGUUUUGUAAAAUCUUGGAUGCAAUGCAUGGACUAUCCAUUGUGACAUUGUGGCAAUGCAUGGACUAUCCAUGUACAUAGACAUCCUGAGUAAAUGUAAUUUAUUAGGAGGUGCUGGAAAAUUUAAAUGUCUUGUUGUGAAGGUUGAACUCGA
Molecule: messenger RNA, 1380 nt
Organism: Zingiber officinale
Lineage: Eukaryota; Viridiplantae; Streptophyta; Magnoliopsida; Zingiberales; Zingiberaceae
Product: B2 protein-like
Exons: 5
Coding region: 93-1064 (323 amino acids)
Biological process (GO): response to endoplasmic reticulum stress
Source: RefSeq, a predicted model, not a curated record